AUCCUUCAGUACUCGUGUGUUGCCAGAAGGGAAAGCUUCAAAAUGAAAUUCCUCCUGCUUGCUGCCUGUGUACUUGGAGUGGCUGUCUGUGCACCUUCUCACAAGUACCAGGAGUUUGACAUCCGUCACGCUCCUCCUGAGGCAGCUCAGGCUAUUCCUGCUGGAGUCCCAGUUGGAACUCUGGAUGUUCUUCUCGAGGUUGAUGCUCCUGUCGGAGGACCAGUUCGUGGCUUCAUCAAGCAGGAGAUACUCGAGCCAAAUGGCAGAGACACAAAGGAUGUGUACUAUCCUUUCGGUUUCGACAUGCCAGUUCCUGCCGCGCCUGCACCCGUUGCCCCCGCUGCUGCUGCUGAUCCCGUUGCUCCUGCAGCCCCUGUAGCCCCUGUUGCCCCUGUUGCCCCUGCAGCUCCAGCUGCUCCAGCUGCUCCUGCUGCCCCUGUUGUACCGGUCGUUGCUGCCCCUGCUGCCAGGCCCACCGGGGAUGAUGAUGAUGAUGAUGAUGACUAAACAAUCAGAGUCAGCAGGAUAGGAAAGGUUGGAGCAGGACAGGUGACCAAUGCAAUAAGAGCAGCAGCUAAACAGGUGAAAGAUGACCAGCCCACUCUGCUGUUUCCAAAAGUAUGAAAAAAAGGUGCAAUGCUUUAAAAAGAAAAUGGUGCUCUCUGUUUUGCAGGGGGAAAAAUGGUGCUCUGUAGUUAACCUGAUGCUUUU
Messenger RNA from Centropristis striata (black sea bass), 711 nucleotides. It is a transcript of the gene scpp7, whose product is annotated as secretory calcium-binding phosphoprotein 7. The record is from RefSeq and is a predicted model, not a curated record. Lineage: Eukaryota; Metazoa; Chordata; Actinopteri; Perciformes; Serranidae. The coding region runs from base 43 to 507 and encodes 154 amino acids. The transcript is spliced from 9 exons.